AUGUUAAUCAUGUUAACCAAACUAACAACGAAAUUGUACGUGAUAAAUGCAAGAGAUGAGACCAGGGAACCCAACAACUAUGGACAGAAACCGCCAAAUGAAAAAAAAAAUGUUUUGGAGGACCAUCACCAAAGUGCCCGAAGGCAAAGGACAACGCCUGAUGAUUGCGCAUGCAGGGACGGCAAACGGCAACGGCAAACAAACAAACAUGUACCCAAUUGUUUGUUGGCUUUCAAAUCAACAAAAACUACAGAAUAUCAUGAGGAGAUGAAUUUCAAAAAGUUCAAAGAGUGGUUUAUAACAUUACUAGAAAAUCUUCAUGAACCACAUAUGAUUAUUAUGGAGAACGCGCCGUACCAUUCCCAGAAAAGGACAAAGCUCCAACAUCCGCAGCAGAGCGAAGGCAUUGAAGGCAAUGAAAAUAUGUUGAAACACAAAUUGGUCCGAUUAGUGAAAGAAAACAAACCCAGAAAGCCAAUCUACAUUUUGGAAGAAAUCGCUGAACAGCAUGGUCAUACGGUCAUGCAUCCAAACAACACAUCUCCGCCAAUUACAGCUAAGAAAAUGCUGACUUUAUUGCAAAAUACCUGUGAUAACGUUACUGCGGAUGACUGGAGAAAAGUCGUAGAACAUACAAAAAAAUUUAUACUAGAAGACUGGGAGUGA
Parnassius mnemosyne (clouded apollo) is the source of this 666-nucleotide messenger RNA. The record is from the annotation of a GenBank genome assembly. Lineage: Eukaryota; Metazoa; Arthropoda; Insecta; Lepidoptera; Papilionidae.